Chelonus insularis is the source of this 1434-nucleotide messenger RNA. RefSeq lists its product as uncharacterized. The record is from RefSeq and is a predicted model, not a curated record. The transcript is spliced from 2 exons. Lineage: Eukaryota; Metazoa; Arthropoda; Insecta; Hymenoptera; Braconidae. Bases 169 to 1275 code for a protein of 368 amino acids. Gene Ontology annotation, molecular function: DNA binding.
UUACCGGUAAAAAACGCGUCAAUGACCAAGCCUGUUUUACCAUACCGGUCAGAAAAAUGCUGAUCUCUGAUUGGUUAAUACAUGUCCAAUCACAGUUUAGAAUUCCCAACGGCAUACAACUGUUUAUUUGUUCUAUCAGAUAAGGAUUUUCAUUGAGAACUUGGUGCAAUGGGGGAAAACAAAUCAAUAUAUAAACAUUUCUCUGCAUUACCUCUGCAACCUAACCAAAAAUUAAAAUCGUAUUCAUGUAACUAUUGCAAGAAAAAGUAUGCAGAAAACAUUACUCGCAUGCGAAAACAUCUUUAUAAAGAGUGUAGAAGUUGUCCUCAAGACUUACGGAAACUUUUAAAACCAUGUAAACCUCGUAAACGAAAUAAUUCUCAUCUAAACAGCACAGACGACUCAUUUACUAUUGAAGAUUUGAAUGAAGCAGACAAUAGAGCAAGUACUUCAAUGAUUUCAAAUGAAAAUUUACCAAAUAAUAUAAGUGUUUGUAGCAAUAACUAUAAAAAAAAUACAAUCGAUAGUUUUUGUGAUAAAAUGUCAAAAAAAGAUGAAGAUUCUCUACAAGAACUACUUGCAGAAGCGAUUUAUGCAUCUGGUACACCAUUAUGUAUAACAGAAAAUCCAUAUUGGCUAAAAUUUUUUAACGCAUUACGGCCUUCAUUUAAUUUGCCAUCAAGAAAUCAAAUAUCAAAUAAUCUUUUAGAUUCAGUAUUCGUUAGAACACAAAAUAUGGUUAAUGAAAAAAUUGAAUCUGCUACUACUGUUGGAGUGCAAUGUGACGCAUGGUCUAAUAUUCGCAAAGAAGGAAUCAUCAAUUUUAUUGUAACAACCCCAGCGCCAGUUUUUUUCAAAACAUUUCCAACUGGAACCGAAUCACAAACUGCCUUAUAUAUUUCUGAAAAAAUAGGAAGUGUUAUUGAUGCUUUGGGAAUUAAAAAAGUUAUCGGAAUUUGUACAGAUAAUUGUGCUGCAAUGAAAAGUGCUUGGACUUUGAUAGAUCAAAAGUAUAAUGUCGACAAAUUGUAUUGUUAUGGUUGUGCUGCUCACAUUCUUAACCUACUCAUGAAAGAUAUUGGUAGUCAAGCAACUGUUGAAACUUUGGUGACAAGUGCAACAGCUAUUGUAAAAGGAAUAAAAGAAGUACAAAUAAUGUCAGCGAUUUUCAAAGAAAUUCAAUCUCAAGAUGAACGUAGAGUAUUUAUUACCUUAAAAUUACCAGCUAAGACAACCAGUACCAAAAAAUACAGAAGAAGAAUGGGAAGAAGAUGAGGAAAGUAAUAAAGGAGAGGAUGAAAUAAGUGAAAUUUGUGCUGAGCAUAAAGAAGUUGAAUUUUUAGAAGAAGAAUUUACUCAAGACUAAUUAGUGAUGUUGAUGGAAUUGAAUCAGUAUUAGACUUGUUAUUUCCUAAUGAAAUAUGUCAAUUAUUA